Molecule: messenger RNA, 1235 nt
Organism: Laetiporus sulphureus 93-53
Lineage: Eukaryota; Fungi; Basidiomycota; Agaricomycetes; Polyporales; Laetiporaceae
Exons: 4
Coding region: 306-1097 (263 amino acids)
Source: RefSeq, a predicted model, not a curated record
CUGCUCAAUCGAGGGUGUUGGCGAGAUUACCCCGGCGAAAGGCCAAGCUCCCAACUCUCGCCGCUGGUCAAUGGAUCUCGCAGCCUCUCAAUCCGAUUGUUAACGCUGAGCGAGACCAAUCAAGGAGGUCGACGAAGCGGAAGAGGCGGGAUCUUGAUGCUGAAUCUCGUUCUGUGACAAAGCCUGCCCAUGUACUGGGGCCGUCUACGUCCAAGAGACAGCGCGUCGACUUCGUCGAUAGUCAUAUUGAACCGAGUCGGUUACCAGGCUGACUUACAUCUGAGGCCCGACCGCCCGCCCUCAGCAUGACUGCAGUCGCAAUCGGCGCACCUGUUAUAGUCCGCGACGGAGGAUCCUCAUUACCGAAUCGACAUUUUGCUGCGCUCGAUUCUUGUCUCACCUCCUCACAGACGCGAGGAGCCGUCGUCCCAUCGCAUUUAUAUAUGCCGCUAAAUCACACGACGUCGGUUUCUGCCCUCGCCACAACAAUCCUGCCAGCCGUCGUCUGGAUCAACUAUUAUCAAUCGCCUACUAUCUUCUCCUCGACAUCAUAUUUGUUUCCAGCGCCAAGCUGUACGGUGAUCUCAUAUUCUUUCUGUUCGAAACCGCUUUCAAGAUGCACAAUGCACGGCUGCGCCCAUCAACAACCAGUCGCACAUUAUUUGCGUCUGUUCUCCAGCAAUUCGAGCCACCGCUUACACCUCCACUUUUCCCGUAUUACCAGCAGAUUACACAUCCCAUGUCGUCGUCGAAGAUACUCGAUGUCACACCAGCCUAUUGACGCCUAUGUACUUUCAAUGAUCACCAUCUCCCCGCCUGUCAAGCAAUGCUUACCACUGACUCUUCAAGCUGUUUCGCACGAAUGGGGCUACGUCAACGUCGAGGUGACCACGGCACCGCUGCCGACUUGCGCAUCUGAUACAGGCCCACGGCCCUCAUACGCCUCCAUCAAUGACCGAGAUUCCAGUGCGAGUCCUCCUGUCGUGCGCCUCAUAGUCCAAAUCCACAUUAUCGAUCGACAUGCCGCGCCGCCAAAACAUUGCCUUGCAAGUUUUGGCAUACAGGCACUUAGCACUUACAAACCAAGUCAACCUUAGUUUGCAACGACAAGACCACCUGGCAAGGUAGCGCCUCUCGCGUGCACGACGCGGGAGUUGAUGCCCUCAGCCUGACACGAGUUUUCCAUGUGCAGAACGAAGUCAUCAACGUGGACCACGAUUGCGAACGACGCACUG